AUGGCAGCGCGAUACAGCAUGUUAAGCGAAGAAGAAAAGGGAAAGAAAAGAAACAACCUCUCAGGGUUUCUAUACAAGAAGAUGAUCCGCGACAAGAAAGAGUCUUUGAGGAAAAGGGAUAACAAAUUCUUCCAAGAAGUGUCAGAGCUUGAGGAUUCAUUGCAGAGUUGCUUACAGACACUCAAAGAAAGCCUUCAUCUUGAUCAACCCCAGGAUCUAUCUUCUAAUGAUUCCUCGCUAAUUAAUGUGUAUCAUCAUCAAGCAUCAUCACUAUUGAGUUAUCCGAGUAGUAGCAGCGAGAAUUGUGUUGAUGAUGUAUCCACCACCACCACGACGAUGAAUCAUCCACAAAGCAAAUUCUCCAUCUUGUUGUUUAACCAUGAGAAUGGUGCGAUCACUCAAUUUGCCAACCCUUCUGCUCUUCCAAGCUUUGAACAACAGCCGCAUAUUCAGUGUAAUCAAAAUUACGGUACUAAUUACAUGGAUUUAUUACUUGGGGAACAAGGCUGCAACAACGUCGAUCUUCUCAUGCCCACCCUUUUCCCUCCUCCUCCGAUGAUGAUGCAGACACAAACCCCAAAUUUCGAGCAGUUUAUGCAGACACAACCAGCUUUUGGAACGAUGCUCUCUUAG
Molecule: messenger RNA, 633 nt
Organism: Brassica napus (rape)
Lineage: Eukaryota; Viridiplantae; Streptophyta; Magnoliopsida; Brassicales; Brassicaceae
Product: agamous-like MADS-box protein AGL93
Exons: 1
Coding region: 1-633 (210 amino acids)
Source: RefSeq, a predicted model, not a curated record